GAUCCAAGCUUAAACUUUUCUCCUCCGCUGAGACGGGGCCAGAUCCCAUCCAACACAGUUUAAUUUUCAUGGGGCUCUGGGAUCAAAAGAACAGAAACAGCAACAACAAAAGCCCAGCCGCAGUCUGAUUUAAAACUGGCAAAGUGAGAAAAGUAGUGUUGAGUAAACAGAUCAAGUUGGACAUGGGGAGUUUCAAAGGUCAUGCCCUCCCUGGAACCUUCUUCAUUAUCAUGGGUAUUUGGUGGACCAUCAAGUGCAUUCUGAAGUAUGCCUUCAAAAAGCACAAAAGGACUUCCUACCUUGGCUCCAAAGCAUUAUUCCAUCGAAUAGAAAUUUUUGAGGGAAUGGUAUUAAUUGGCAUGGCCAUCACUGGCAUGCUCGGGGAGCAGUUUAUUCCUGGUGGGCCCCACUUAGCCUUAUAUGACUAUAAAGAGGGCCAGUGGGUCGAACUCUUGAGCUGGCAUCAUUUCACCAUGUAUUUCUUCUUUGGGCUGCUGGGUGUGGCGAACAUCUUGUGUUUUAUCAUCAGUUCACUUCCCACCUCCUUAACCAAGUUAAUGUUGUCGAAUGGCUUAUUCGUGGAGGCUUUUGUCUUGUACAAUCACACUCAUGGCCGGGAAAUGCUGGACAUCUUUGUGCACCAGCUGCUGGUCUUGGCUGUCUUUGUGGCAGGCCUGAUUGCCUUCUUGGAGCUCUUCAUACGGACCAAUGUCACUGUGGAACUUCUUCGGACAAGCUUUAUCCUGCUUCAGGGGAGCUGGUUUUGGCAGAUUGGUUUUGUCCUUUAUCCCCCCAGUGGAGCUCCUGCAUGGGAUGCAAUGGAUCAUGACAACAUCAUGUUUCUUACCAUAUGCUUUUGUUGGCAUUAUGCAUUAAACAUUGUUGUUGUUGGAAUGAUUUAUGCCUUUGUCACUUGGUUGGUUAAAUCUCGACUUCAGAGGUUCUGCCCCUCAGAAGUUGGACUCCUGAAAAAUGCUGAACGAGAACAAGAAUCAGAAGAAGAGAUGUGAUUUUGAUGGGCAUUUUAGUUUUUCUGGAUGAACUUCUCUUUUCUGGAUUAGUUUUGUUCAUGGUUUUGUUUUUUGGCCUUUUGCUUGGAGAACAGACAGCUGAAGGUGAUUCUUGGUAUAUUGUUUGUAUUUCCAAUUUGGUUAAAGUAUUUGAAUUCAAAUAUUUUAUUUUUAGGUUUGUAAGUACUUUGGGUGAUAAAAAUGCAUUUUGCACAUUAGUCAUGGUAUUUGGGGCCUGGAGCGGCUAUUCUCAGAUCAUCUAAAGUUAAAAUCCACGCUAAGAAAAAUUUUUUAUUUGCAUUAUAGAUAUGCUCAAGGUUCCUGGGCUUACUACCAUUUGUAACUCAUUAAACAUGAAAUUACACCUGUUUAUCCUGUUGCUACAAUGAGAAAUAAAUGAA
Molecule: messenger RNA, 1411 nt
Organism: Enhydra lutris kenyoni (northern sea otter)
Lineage: Eukaryota; Metazoa; Chordata; Mammalia; Carnivora; Mustelidae
Product: transmembrane protein 45A
Exons: 6
Coding region: 183-1010 (275 amino acids)
Source: RefSeq, a predicted model, not a curated record